AUGUCAGCUGAUCAUACUAGAGAUCCAUGUCCAAUAGUGAUUUUAAAUGAUUUUGGUGGUGCUUUUGCCAUGGGAGUCAUUGGUGGUUGUGUAUGGCAUGGUAUAAAAGGUUUUAGAAAUUCUCCAUAUGGUGAAAGAAGUUAUGGUGCAUUAUCAGCCAUUAAAGCUAGAGCACCAGUUGUUGGAGGCAAUUUUGGGGUUUGGGGUGGUUUAUUUUCAACAUUUGAUUGUACAGUUAAAGCUAUACGUAAAAGAGAAGAUGCUUGGAAUGCCGUUAUAGCUGGGUUUUUCACAGGUGGAGCUUUAGCUAUUAGAGGGGGUUGGAAACAUACAAGAAAUUCUGCUAUUACUUGUGCUUGUUUAUUAGGAGUUUUCGAAGGGGUUGGUAUGAUGAUGCAAAGAUUACAAGCACAACCUACUAUGGCUCCAGUUUAUCCAGAAGAACCUACCGCCCUUGCUGCUUAA
Candida dubliniensis CD36 is the source of this 465-nucleotide messenger RNA. RefSeq names its product protein transporter (gene TIM17). The coding region runs from base 1 to 465 and encodes 154 amino acids. NCBI's taxonomy places the organism in Eukaryota, Fungi, Ascomycota, Pichiomycetes, Serinales, Debaryomycetaceae. Gene Ontology annotation, biological process: protein import into mitochondrial matrix. The transcript has a single exon. Gene Ontology annotation, molecular function: transmembrane protein transporter activity. The record is from RefSeq and is a predicted model, not a curated record. Gene Ontology annotation, cellular component: TIM23 mitochondrial import inner membrane translocase complex; mitochondrial inner membrane.